This is a messenger RNA of Conger conger (European conger), 1038 nucleotides long. Its product is annotated as trace amine-associated receptor 1-like. Gene Ontology annotation, cellular component: membrane. Gene Ontology annotation, biological process: adenylate cyclase-activating adrenergic receptor signaling pathway. The coding region runs from base 4 to 1038 and encodes 344 amino acids. The transcript has a single exon. NCBI's taxonomy places the organism in Eukaryota, Metazoa, Chordata, Actinopteri, Anguilliformes, Congridae. Gene Ontology annotation, molecular function: trace-amine receptor activity. The record is from RefSeq and is a predicted model, not a curated record.
AUAAUGAAUUUCAGUCAAUCUGGGAUGAUUGAACAUUCAUACUUCUGUUAUGAGUCUGUGAAUAUAUCUUGUCCAAAGAUCACCUACCCAACAGCGAUACGGAUUCCACUAUAUAUUUUCUUCAUGACCGUCAUUGUUCUCACCAUGUGUGGAAACCUCCUUGUCAUCAUUUCCAUUACUCAUUUCAAACAGCUACAGACUCCAACCAACUACCUCAUCCUCUCUCUGGCAGUGACAGACUUUCUUCUGGCAAUAGUCAUCAUGCCCCCUAGCAUGGUGCGCACGAUUGAGACAUGCUGGUACUUGGGAGACACACUCUGUAAAAUCCAUUCAAGUACAGAUGUAAUGCUAUCCAAUGUUUCCAUUUUAAAUCUUUCUUUCAUUUCCAUUGAUCGAUAUUAUGCAGUUUGUCAGCCACUACAUUACCGGACCAAGAUCACCACUUGUACUGCAUUGAUCAUGAUCCUGAUUAGUUGGAACCUAUCAUUCAUCAUUGGGUUUGGAAUGAUAUUUAUGAAACUGAACAUUUUGGGUAUUGAAGAUUUUUACUACAAUAACUUUCAUUGUUUUGGAGGCUGUUUCAUUUUCCAGAGCAAGACAUCUGCUAUUAUAGCUUCAGUCCUAUCUUUUUACAUACCAGGGUUCAUUAUGGUUACCAUAUAUCAGAAAAUCUUACACAUUGCACUGAAGCAAGCCCGCUCAAUUCACAGCACUGCAUGUCAGCACGUAGAACCUGGAAACACCAUGUCUUCAAGCAAAAUGGAGCGAAAGGCUACAAAGACCCUGGCCAUUGUUAUGGGGGUAUUCCUGUCAUGCUGGUUACCGUUUUUUGUGUGUAACAUAAUCGACCCACUGAUCAAUUAUUCUAUUCCACCUGUUUUGUUUGAUACACUUGUCUGGAUUGGCUAUUUAAAUUCAACAAGUAAUCCUAUUGUUUAUGCUUUCUUUUACAGUUGGUUUAGAAAAGCUUUCAAAAUGAUCAUUUUUGGCAAAAUAUUUCAAGCCCAUUCCUCAAGAGCAAAACUGUCCACAGAAUGA